Lactuca sativa (garden lettuce) is the source of this 3149-nucleotide messenger RNA. Its product is annotated as Chaperone DnaJ-domain superfamily protein. Gene Ontology annotation, molecular function: clathrin binding. The record is from RefSeq and is a predicted model, not a curated record. NCBI's taxonomy places the organism in Eukaryota, Viridiplantae, Streptophyta, Magnoliopsida, Asterales, Asteraceae. Gene Ontology annotation, cellular component: vesicle; cytoplasm; intracellular membrane-bounded organelle. Gene Ontology annotation, biological process: clathrin-dependent endocytosis; clathrin coat disassembly.
CUUGUCCAUAACUCCAAAAAGAAGUCCUUUUUAUUUCUGCAAUUUCAGAAUUUAUUUUCUGUUCCCAUUUUGCCCCUCUCGUCUCGUCUACCUCGUCCAACUGAAACACCCCUGCUUCCUCCCACAGUGAAAGCAAAAGCGAAGCCCCACCUUCCACUGUGUGUUCCUGCGUGAGAGAGAAAGCUUUACCAACAGUGAAACCCUAGGAUAGGAGCGUAUACAGAGAUUCUGAGUUCUCAUGAAGGGUUACAGAGACAAUGGUGGCGCUGCUGGUGGUUUUGGAGCGCGAAAUAAGACAGUGUAUGACGACGUAUUUGGUGGUCCGCCGAAGUUUGGAGCCACAACUCUUCCUCCUCGCCUUGAGGAUUACACUGAGAUUUUCCAAGGCUUUCACGCCUCCCGAGGCUCUUCAAUUCCUAUUCUAGAUCUUCCGCCGCCGUGCAACGAGUCCGACGACGUUUGGUUUGAUUUGCAGAGCUCUAAGCUUGAUUACUCUGAGGUUUUCGGAGGCUUCAACGGCCUCGAUUUUGCAGUUUCGUAUGAAGAACUGUUUAAAAUCUCCAAAGUUGGGGAUGGUGAUUCCUCGGAUGAUGUUUGGACUCCUGCUGAAAGUGAAACAUUAUCAGAUGAAUUAGAUCCUUACGCCUCAAUGGAGAUGAAUCAACAUGUAUCCACUGAAGACCCCAUUGAAUUAUUUGGUGUACAAUUACAAUCCGAGCCUAAUUUUGAAGAAGAAAAAGAUCUGAUCAUAAAUGAUUCUCAAUUUCUUGAUGUCCCUAAUGAAAUAGAAAAUGAGAAACUGUUCUCAUUGGCUAACAAUAACAAUGAUGAUUCUUCAAGUAAUCAUUUUGGUGGAGUUUCAGAAAGGAAACAACUCAAGAAAUCUCUUUCACAACCCUUAGAUAAUGUUUAUGACACAGAAAGAUAUAAACCACAUCUUUCUGUAUCUGAUCUCAGCCUUAAAACUCAGCCUUCAAACUUACCACCACCCUCAAGGCCUCCACCUGUCUUAUCUUCAAAAAAGGGGAAUUCAAAACUGAAAACUUCUAAAACAUUUGCUUUUGAAAAGAUGAGAGGUGACAGAUCACCACCUUACUUUGAUGUUGAGAUAGAUGCAAGUUCUUCUGCUGCUGCAGAUGCUGCAGCCAUGAAAGAUGCAGUUGAGCAAGCUCAAGCAAAGCUCAGAAGUGCAAAAGAGUUGAUGAACAAAAAGAAAGAGGCUCUUCAAAUCCAUUCAAAGAAUAAUGUAGCAGAUAAAAAGGAAAGGGUAAAUGGGGAUGAAAGAGAAAGAGAAAGAGAAAGACACAAUAAAAAGAUUUCACUUGAAUCAUCAUAUGAGCAGAAGGAAGAUUUUGAUUUUAAAAAUGUAGAAGAAAGAGAGAUUUUUAAUGGAUUGAAUGAGGAAGAUGAACACAUAAAGGAAGAUACUUUAUCUCAUAAUAAUAUUACUUGCAAACAAAAUGAGGAAGAAAUUAAGACAAGUGAAGCUGAUGAAAGUGAAUUGUAUGAUAACUUGAUAGAAAUUCAGCUAAAAGAUAAUGACAUGAAACCUGGAGUAAAACUAGUAGAGGAAUUUUACAAUAAAACCCCUGAUGAGUGGGAAGAUUAUAAUAUUGCUGCAUUUCAAGAAGCUUUUGAGAAAGAACACAAGAAGGAACUAAAGGAAUCUGAAGAACAGGUGGGCCCACCUGAAGAACAAGAUCAUGAUCAUGAAAGUGAAGAAGAGAAAAUCUUACAUGAAGAAGAUGAGAUAAUAACAGAGGAAACACAAAAUGCUGACGUGGCACAGAAAAACGAGACAAUACAUGAAACGAAAGAAGGAAGUGAGGAAAUGGUUUCUGAAAACGAUGUAAUUGAAAAGGAAGAGGAGUUGACUGAAGAAGUUGAGUCAAACAUAGAGGAGAUUUCAGAUGUGGUUGACCAAGUGGAUGAUGAGUUGACUUCUGUAUCAAAAAAUGAAGCAACCCUAAACAACCCCAUAAACAAUAUGCAAAGUGUGAAAGAAACAUCAAUGGAGAAGAAUGAUGAGAAAAACAAGGAAAGAGAAAAGAUGGAGAGAGAAAGAGAGAGGAUGAGAAAAGAAGAAGAAGAACGAGAGAGACAAAUAGAAAGGGAAAAGGAUCGAAUGGCAAUUGAUAGGGCAACACUUGAAGCACGUGAAAGGGCGUUUUCGGAAACUAAGGAAAGAUCAGAAAGGGCGGCUGUGGAACGCGCUACAGCCGAGUAUAGACAACGGGCUUUGGCUGAGGCUCGGGAGAGAUUAGAAAAAGCAUGUGCUGAGGCUCGGGAAAGGUCAUUGGCGGAAAAGACGAUGGAGGGUAGGCUAAGGGUAGAAAAAGCAACCGCUGAGGCACGUGAAAGAGCCGAAAAAUCGGUUGAUGAUAAGUUUAGUAAUUCUAGAAGUAUGGGGUUAAGAUAUUCCACUCAAAAUGCAUCAUCUUAUAAUGGAGGUGAAAGCGAAUCACCACAACGGUGUAAAGCGCGCUUAGAAAGGCAUCAAAGAACAGCUGAUCGUGCAGCAAAAGCAUUGGCAGAAAAAAACAUGAGGGAUCUUCUUGCCCAAAAAGAACAAGCAGAAAGAAACAGAUUGGCUGAAAGUCUUGACGCUGAAGUAAAAAGAUGGUGUAGUGGGAAACAAGGAAACCUACGUGCAUUACUUUCAACCUUACAAUAUAUUCUCGGGUCGGAAAGCGGGUGGCAACCGAUUCCUUUAACCGAAGUUAUUACUACUGCCGCUGUAAAAAAAGCUUACCGAAAAGCAACUCUUUGUGUGCAUCCAGACAAAUUACAACAACGUGGUGCAAGUAUUCAACAGAAGUAUAUUUGUGAAAAAGUUUUCGAUCUUCUCAAGGAAGCGUGGAACAAGUUUAACUCUGAAGAACGGUAGAUGUGAAGGAUUUGUGGUUUCUUGAGUUGAAUCAAAAGCAAAAGGAAGUAAUUUUUAUAUAUUUUUGUCACGUGGUUUUUUCUAUAUUCUAUAAUGUAUCAGUAAUUCAGUAUCAAUUCGUUAUUAUUACCGAUCUACCACUUGAAUUGAUUUGACACGUGUGGGUUGGAAUCAUAUAAACGAGGAUCAAGUAUGAAGAAUAGGGGUGAUAUAUUAUAUAUUCUUAAUUCUUAAUUAAUGGAAGGUAUCGAUUCAAUGGGUA